Eruca vesicaria subsp. sativa (arugula) is the source of this 1282-nucleotide messenger RNA. NCBI's taxonomy places the organism in Eukaryota, Viridiplantae, Streptophyta, Magnoliopsida, Brassicales, Brassicaceae. The record is from the annotation of a GenBank genome assembly.
AAAGACUUGGUCUUCUACUUCUUCUUCCCCUUUCUCUACUUCAUUUCUAAGCUUUCUAUAUAUUUUCUUCCUACUUUUUAUAAAUUUUCCGCUUGUCUGCUUAUCUUUCACAUUAUAUCUAAACAUAGAUCAUUUGAAUCCCUAAUUAACCUUUAAAAAUCCCUAAUCCCCCUUUUAAAUUAUAUACUUUAUUUUAUUUUUGCCUCUUUGAUAUUGGCAUGGCUGGUCUCAAUAUGGGCACAACCUCUCGCUACGUCCACAACGUGGACAGCGGCGGUGCCGGCCAGUUCUCCAACGACAACCACCACGAAGAUGACGGUGGCGCUGGAGGAAACCACCAUCAUAACCUUCAUAACCAUCAUCACCAAGGUUUAGAUUUAAUAGCUUCUAACGACAACUCAGGACUGGGCGGCGGAGGAGGAGGUGGUGGUGGUGGAGGAAGCGGUGACCUCGUGAUGCGGCGGCCACGUGGCCGUCCAGCUGGAUCGAAGAACAAACCGAAACCUCCCGUGAUCGUCACGCGCGAGAGCGCAAACACCCUUAGGGCUCACAUUCUCGAAGUCGGAAGUGGCUGCGACGUCUUCGAGUGUAUCUCCACUUACGCGCGGCGUAGACAGCGCGGGAUUUGCGUUUUGUCCGGAACAGGAACCGUCACUAACGUCAGCAUCCGUCAGCCUACAGCUGCCGGAGCCGUUGUGACUUUGAGAGGGACUUUCGAGAUUCUUUCACUCUCUGGAUCUUUUCUUCCGCCGCCUGCCCCUCCAGGAGCGACGAGUUUGACGAUAUUCCUCGCCGGAGCUCAGGGACAGGUCGUCGGAGGUAACGUUGUUGGAGAGUUGAUGGCAGCGGGGCCGGUGAUGGUCAUGGCGGCGUCUUUUACUAAUGUGGCUUACGAAAGGUUGCCUUUGGACGAGCAUGAGGAGCAGUUACAAGUCCAAAGCGGCGGAGGGAAUAUGUACUCGGAAGCCAACGGCGGUGGCGGAGGCUUGCCGUUCUUCAAUGUGCCGAUGAGUUUGCCUCAUAUGGGAGUUGAAAACUGGCAGGGGAAUUCCUCCGGCGCCGGUAGGGCUCCGUUUUAGUUACUUUUUACAAUAAAAACUUCAAUUUGUUUUUCCUCUUUUUCUUUUUUUGAUGAAUUUGUGAAAUUAUGAUUUUUAUUUGUUAAACAAUGGUCAUGAUUGAGCCCACAGUCCAUGGUUAUUAGUUUUUACUUAGGUCACAUGAAUUAUCUUAUAUAGUUUUUUACUUGAAAAAGAAUUAUCUUAUAUAGUUUCGAAAAUUA